AGAAACAAAACUACUGAAAUAAGAGAGAGGAGAGAGAGAGAGAGAAAAAAGUCUACACAACUAAAAUCAUCUUCCUCCCUCCCCCUCCCCUUCUCUCUCUCUCUCUCUCCUCUCUCUCUCUCUCUCUCUGUUGUUUGUGUUUGUGUUUGUGUUUGUGUUUUGUUUGUGUAUGUAUGUUUGUGAUUUGAGUGUAUACCAAUCCCAUAUUUUUCUUCUGGGAUCCUUUUAUUUUACACCAUAAAACUAAAAAAAAUUUAGAAAAAAAGGGAAAAAAUCGCAUAAAAAUCCGACCUUUCUCGCUCUUUUUGCUACUCUCUGAUCUUAAAAUUCAGGAAAAGGAAAAAAAAAUCGAAUAAAAAUCCGACCUUUCUCACUUUUUUUGCUACUCUCCGAUCUCAAAAUUCAGAAAAAAAUUGAAUAAAAAAUCGACCUCUCUGAUCUUUUUCCUAUAACACCCUAACCCUAGAUCGAAGAUCAGGGCCUUUCUCUCCUGGGUUUCGAGUUCGAGGGUUCUAAAAGCAUGGCGCGGCUCGAAGAAUCCGUCCCUAGUUAUGGAUUUGCGAAUUUGAGUAAAAGCUUCUCAGAUGCCGCUCAAUUCGAUGCUUCGCAGUAUGAGUUUUUCGGCAAGGAUGUCGCGGAGGAAGUUGAGCUGGGCGGAUUGGACGAUGCUGCCGAUGGCCGGGAUGGUGCUCUUGGUGAUGAAGAGGAUCAAUUUUCUUAUCUUGGGGAUAGAGCAGAGGACGAAGUUUUAGGCUCUUUGUCUGAUGUUGACGACCUCGUAAGCACGUUCUCAAAGUUGAACAAAAUUGUUAGCGAACCAAAGCGCACGGCGGUACUCGGUCACAGAGGAUCAUUUUCUAGAGAAAGUUCUACUGCUACGGACUGGGCACUGGAGCCGGGCUUUUCCAACUGGCUCGAUCAGCAAAUAUUAGGCGCUGAUAACGCCCAGGAUGGGAAACGAUGGUGGUCUCAGCCACACCCUUCAUCUUCUUCAGCUCACUUUCGACAACGCCGGCCUUUGUACAGAACAUCUUCUUCCCCUCAACAGCAGCAACUAUACGAUCCAAAUGAGCCCAUUCCUGUACCCAAGUCACCUUAUAAUUUGUAUCCUCCGCGUCAAGAGCUACCCCAAACUUCUCCAAAUAACUUGCACCACAGAAAUAUCCGGUCACCUCCGCAGAGAUAUCCUUCCCUUUCUUCUCAGAUCUCUUUGGCGGGAAUACCUCGUGGGCCGCACUAUGGAGGACACCAACUAGGCUCGGCAUACUAUACCCCUUUCUUGCCCAAUUUGAUGCAGCAACAGAACAGUUUAAUGCCGCCUCAGUUGUUGCUGGCACGACAGCAAAUUCGGUUUAACCAAGUUCAACCGUAUUUACCGCACUUGAAUUCUCCGCCAGAGACGAUGAAUAGGUUCUCUCCGAUGCAUGGCAUGGCCGAAAUGAGUGAUCCACGAGCCAAAUCAAGACAAGUUGGUAAUGGGCGGCCUCGAUUUCAGUCUAAAUACAUGUCGGCUGAAGAGAUUGAAAGCAUUUCGAGGAUUCAACAAGCUGCUACUCACAGCAGUGACCCGUACAUUGACGAUUACUACCACCAAGCUUGUUUAGCCAAGAAAGCCUCAAAUUCGGAAACGGCACAUUAUUUUUGCCCAAAUAUUACUAAAAGUAAUUCUUCUCAAUCUCGGGGUAAGGACGAUCCCCAACCGUAUCUUCAUAUAGAUGGUCUUGGUCGGCUUCCCUUCUCUUCGAUUAAAAGGCCUCGCCCUCUUCUUGAAGUCGAUCCCUUCUCUUUAUCUGUUGAAAAUAAAUGUUCUAUGAAGCCUCUCGAGCAAGAGGCAAUGCUAGUAGCGAGGAUCAUUAUUGAAAACGGCUUUGCCCUUCUCCUCGACAUAGACGAUAUCAAUCGAUUGCUGCAAUUCACCCAGCCGCAAGAUGGUGGUUCCCAACUGAGAAAAAGAAAACAGCUCCUGCUAGAAGCCCUGGCUGCGUCGCUACAUUUAGUUGACCCGUUCGCCGCUGGUAAAGCAAUGAAUUCUGUGGGACUAACCCCAAACGACGACCUUUUGUUCCUUCGAUUGGUUUCUCUCCCUAAAGGUCGGAAGCUUCUUUCUCAAUACCUUUGCCUUCUGACACCGGGCAGCGACAUUGCUCGCAUAGUUUGUAUGGCUAUUUUCCGCCAUUUAAGGUUUUUAUUCGGCAGUUUACCCUCCGAUUCUGGUGCGGCCGAAACCACGAGAAAUCUCGCGAGUGCUGCGUCUACUUGUAUUCGUGGUAUGGAUCUUAAAUCCCUAAGCGCUUGCCUAGCAGCCGUCGUGUGCUCCUCCGAACAGCCGCCCCUCAGGCCGCUCGGAAGUGCUUCCGGUGACGGGGCUUCAGUUGUUAUCAUAUCCACUCUAGAGAGAGCGACCGAACUUUUAACAAAUUACCAUGCUGCUGCCGAUUACAGCGCACAAAACCGGGUUUUGUGGCAGGCGUCAUUUGAUGCUUUCUUUGGGCUUCUCACAGACUACUGCAAGAGUAAAUACGACUCCAUUAUGCAAUCCUUGGCUGUUCAGAAUCCCUAUGGCGCUGACGUUGGCUCCGAGGUAGCAAAAGCCGUUAGCAGGGAGAUCCCUGUCGAGCUUCUGUGGGUGAGCCUUCCUCAUACCAACGAGCAGCAGCGUAAGCUGUUACUCGAUUUUGCUCGGCGUUCGAUGCCUGUCACUGCAUAUAAUGCUCCCGAGGCAGGUAACGGACCGAUAACUCCCGAGUCGGUGCAUGGUUAGUUCACCCUAGGUGGUACGGUGAUUGCGAACGAAAGGACAAAAAAAAAAAAAAGGGUAGCAGAAUAAGGUUCUUUGAGUGAGUAUCUAUAGUAAAGUGUGUUAAUUACUUGAAUUUGAAGUUUCUUUGGUAUUUUUUAUAUGUUAUAAGCUAGUAGUAUUGUUGGGAGUUUCUGGGGAGCUUAAUUUUGGUGCUCUGAAGCGAAAACUCCGGCAAUGCGUAGGAUAAUGACUGUACAGGUCCUGUCACUUGAAGACGAUAUUUGGCUGUUCUUCAAGGCUCCUGUCGGGUCGUCACAACUCGCAAAGAAGGUAGUUUUUUGGUGCCUUUUGUUUUGCUUGGUGAUACAAGUUUGUUUUAUUUUUCGCAGUUCUUCGUUCUUUUGAACUUUCGAAAGUCCUGUAAUAAUAAAUUUAAACCUGGGUUUGUAUUCUGCUUGUGUGACUUUUGUGAAGAUUUGUCUCCGCCUUUCUUUGGCGAGAAAUAAAGUUUAUGAAAUGUGAGCUUAUUUUAUGUCA
Messenger RNA from Ananas comosus (pineapple), 3277 nucleotides. RefSeq lists its product as uncharacterized. Gene Ontology annotation, cellular component: P-body. The coding region runs from base 521 to 2761 and encodes 746 amino acids. Gene Ontology annotation, molecular function: RNA binding. Lineage: Eukaryota; Viridiplantae; Streptophyta; Magnoliopsida; Poales; Bromeliaceae. Gene Ontology annotation, biological process: P-body assembly; deadenylation-dependent decapping of nuclear-transcribed mRNA. The record is from RefSeq and is a predicted model, not a curated record. The transcript has 5 exons.